UCGAGGAUAAGAAGAAUGUUGCGCUUAUUGAUAAUACUCGCUGUUGGCAGUUUUGCUGUAGCAGAGGUGACGAAGAGAUCGAUUGAAAAGAGAGCAGUUGACUAUGAAUAUGUGAGUGGAUUCGUGAGUUAUUCAGGUGCGGUAACAGCGUGUGAAAACAUUGGCAAAGUGAUUGUUCAGCUUUGCUCAGAGGCAGAACAGAAUGACCUAGAAGCAUAUUUAGCAUCCCAAUUCCCUCCACCGGCUGUUAUUCCAAAAGCUUGGAUUGGUGUCAGAUAUUCCAGCGGAAAGUGGAGGUGCGGGACAGGUGCAGCUCUGAGUUACCAAAAUUGGGUGUAUCCCCCCGGAAGUAAUACCGGCUGUGCGUUUCUCCACAGAGCCAGAGCCAGAGCCAGUGCCAGAGCCAGGCGUAUCAGGUGAUCCACAUAUGACGUCUUUUGACGGUCGCCCAUAUAGUUUCCAAGGCACA
This is a messenger RNA of Saccoglossus kowalevskii, 469 nucleotides long. RefSeq names its product BMP-binding endothelial regulator protein-like. The record is from RefSeq and is a predicted model, not a curated record. Gene Ontology annotation, cellular component: extracellular matrix. Lineage: Eukaryota; Metazoa; Hemichordata; Enteropneusta; Harrimaniidae.